This is a messenger RNA of Aspergillus vadensis CBS 113365, 533 nucleotides long. RefSeq lists its product as uncharacterized. Bases 76 to 453 code for a protein of 125 amino acids. The record is from RefSeq and is a predicted model, not a curated record. Lineage: Eukaryota; Fungi; Ascomycota; Eurotiomycetes; Eurotiales; Aspergillaceae. The transcript has a single exon.
CUCACUCGUGCAAUACCUAUCCAUCCUGCUCCCAUCUGUACUUUUGUCAAACCGUGACUUGGAAGACUGUCUCAUAUGGCGGAUCUCCGGGACCUUCAGAGCUAUAUUGGUCCUGAGAGUCUGAAGCGUCUCUGUCGCUCGUUUACCCGGUCCAGCGGUCAGAACCCAGGUUCAGACCCAGGAGAGCGGAUCCGUCUGACUAGGGCCUGGACUGGUCAUGGAGUAUCCACUAAUUUGACAUUCCAGACUCCAAAGCCCGAGCAAGGUAAACAGAGACGAUCCGACAAGGACGGGAACGGACAAGGUCCUGUCGCACUGCAGAAAAGGAGGGGCGACUGGGCGUCAAGCCCCAGGGGCUACUUCGCCACACAACAUACCCCUUUGGGUCCUAGAUCAACACACCAGCCACAUAUCCCUCCAGCCUCAAUUAUGGCUGGUGUGUUCCCUGUGUAAUCCCGAGAUGCAUGAUAGGCUGUUCAGUAACAGAGGUGAUAACCUUAGACUCCGUCCUAGUAAACUUUGUCUAAAUGCUG